CAAUGAUUACAAUAUCUGUUUUACUUUCCUUCCAAGUUACUAGCCGCCGCCUCCAUCUAUAUAUUUCCUUCUUCCCAACCCACUUUCCAAAAACCUACCGCCUCCCUCAAUCGCGCUACUCUUCUUCGUCUUCUUCUUCGCUAAUUGUGUCCCACGUCUUCUGUUUCCAUUUUUAUUCACCAAUCAUCGCCGCGUCUCAGCCCUCUUUUCAUCAUCGUCGCGUCUCUUUUCCGGCCUCUUUUAUCAGCGCAGCGCCUCAGCCUCCAGGGUUUCUGCCCUCUUUUUCUUAAUCCUUAUCACCGCCUCAGCCCUCUUUUAUCUAGCACAAAUAUGUUUGUGCCUCUAGGAUUUCGGUUUAUCCCCACAGAAGAAGAACUCCUCACACACUUUCUCAGAAGAAAACUGAAGCAAGAAUCGUUGCCUUACGAGGGUGUAAUUUUGGAGCGUGAUGUUUAUGGCGAGGCACCUUGGAAUGUAUUUACGGCUGAAGAUACAUGGCAUUCAUUGAAAUCCAAUGAAUUUGUUAUCUAUGUCUUCACCCAAUUGAAGAAAAUUGACCGUGAAAAGAAGAGAAUUGUUCGGAGAGCCGGAUGUGGGACAUGGGAUGGCCAAACCGGUAUCAAGAACAUUUAUAAUAAAGAGAAAGAGCUUAUUGGAUUCAACAAGAUGUUGAGUUUUGAAGUAGAUGUGAAGAAAGAUGAGUUCUUGAUCAUGCCAAAAGGUCAUUGGACUAUGCACGAGUAUUCAUUGGGCGGUGUGAGUUUGAAUGGGUUAGAAGAAGGCACUCAUGAUUAUGUAGUUUGCAAAAUCAAAAGAGAUGAUUCUAAAUAUCUCAAGAGAGCACCAAAGCAUCAUGCUCAUGAAGUAUCCAAAGAAAAAAACCCUAGAUGUUGUAAGAAGAUGAGAUAUGAUCAUGGUGAGGUCUCUACAACUCCACAAAACAUUGAUCAAUCUGUGUCCACAGUAACAAUAAUGGACAGUCAUCCUGAUCAGUUGCUUCCACAGAAACUACCCAACAAUACACCCUUUGAUAUUCAGCCACUGCCAACACAUGAUGAUGAUGAGACUGCAACAGUCUUUGAUCUGUCCAACAUCACAAUCAACUCUUGUGAUAUGCAGCAGAUAGACUCAUUUUUUGACAACUUAGAUGCAACUGCAACCUCCAAUAAUCAGCCGCUGCUACCACAUGAUGAUGAUGAGACUCAUGCAUAUACAAUAGCAGCAGAAGACUCGUUUUUGGAGGACACUGAUCCAGAAAUGCAUGAGCAACUCAAUGCUUUAUCUGAAUUUCUUAUGAAUGAUGAUGAGCCAUCACUUUCAGUCGGCAACAUCGAUCAACUCCAAGAAAACUUUUGGCUAUAUUAA
Molecule: messenger RNA, 1365 nt
Organism: Cornus florida
Lineage: Eukaryota; Viridiplantae; Streptophyta; Magnoliopsida; Cornales; Cornaceae
Product: NAC domain-containing protein 41-like
Exons: 1
Coding region: 331-1365 (344 amino acids)
Biological process (GO): regulation of DNA-templated transcription; system development
Molecular function (GO): DNA binding
Source: RefSeq, a predicted model, not a curated record